AUGGCCAUCCAGUGGGUUCUUCUCAUCUCCCGCCAGGGCAAAGUUCGUUUGUCCAAAUGGUACGGCACAAUGAGCCAGAAAAGCAAGGCCAAGAUCGUGAAGGAUGUGACGCAAUUGAUCCUAGCUCGUCGAUCACGCAUGUGCAACUUUAUCGAAUACAAGGAAAACAAAAUUGUGUAUCGACGGUAUGCCUCGUUGUUUUUUGUCGCUGGCAUCGCACCGGAUGACAACGAAUUGGUCACACUCGAGAUUAUUCACCGCUUUGUCGAAGUUCUCGAUCGAUACUUUGGCAAUGUAUGCGAACUUGAUCUGUAUGUCUACAUCUACCUAACACCUAGCAUCUUUAACUUCCAAAAGGCAUACCAGGUACUGGAUGAGCUGAUUAUUGCUGGCGAGCUCCAGGAAUCCAGCAAGAAAUCUGUUUUGCGUGUCGUUGUCCAGGGCGAUGCCGUCGAAGAAGCUGAGAAUGGCGAAGAUAACUUGGCACGCAUUGGAAGUCGCUCUAGCUAG
Malassezia pachydermatis is the source of this 510-nucleotide messenger RNA. RefSeq names its product adaptor protein complex sigma subunit. The record is from RefSeq and is a predicted model, not a curated record. Gene Ontology annotation, cellular component: AP-1 adaptor complex; intracellular membrane-bounded organelle. Gene Ontology annotation, biological process: protein transport; vesicle-mediated transport. NCBI's taxonomy places the organism in Eukaryota, Fungi, Basidiomycota, Malasseziomycetes, Malasseziales, Malasseziaceae. The transcript has 5 exons. Bases 1 to 510 code for a protein of 169 amino acids. Gene Ontology annotation, molecular function: clathrin-cargo adaptor activity.